Messenger RNA from Aspergillus sclerotioniger CBS 115572, 1227 nucleotides. Its product is annotated as cobalamin-independent methionine synthase II family protein. Lineage: Eukaryota; Fungi; Ascomycota; Eurotiomycetes; Eurotiales; Aspergillaceae. Gene Ontology annotation, molecular function: zinc ion binding; 5-methyltetrahydropteroyltriglutamate-homocysteine S-methyltransferase activity. The transcript is spliced from 2 exons. Bases 1 to 1227 code for a protein of 408 amino acids. The record is from RefSeq and is a predicted model, not a curated record.
AUGGCCAACCAAUUGCUUAGUGCUCCGCCCUUCAGGGCCGAACAUAUGGGGUCCUUGCUCCGUCCGGACAACCUGCUUGCUGUUCGUGAGAAGAUCCGUGACACAGGCAUCUCUGAAGAAGCUGCCGGUUUGCACGCCGUGGAGGAGGAGACUGUCCGUGAUGUGGUCAAGUUGCAGCAGGAGCUGGGCUACAAGGCCGUCACCUCCGGAGAGUACAACCGGACUCGUUUCUGGGGACAAAUGUGGGAUGAGUUCGAGGGAACAAUUCGUUUGCAAGACGCCGAGGCUUCGAUGUUCAGACUCUACCACCCCGACGUGGUCAGUCUGAUCGAAAAAGACCGUAAGGUCAUGCCCGGCGACUCGGUGAUCGCUGGGUCCAAGCUCUCCUGGAACCCAGAGAAGUCGCUGUCGAACAUGCACGAGCUGAAGCUGGUCCAGCAGGCUCUGCCCGAGAGCGAGUGGGGCAACAUCAAGCUGACUAUGAUCACUCCCGCGUGGUUCCACAUGCGUUACAAGCAGGGUAAGGCUUAUACGCCCGAGGCUUACGCCAACGACACAGAGUACUUCCAAGAUGUGACCAAGGUGUAUCAGGCCGAGCUGGAUGCACUUUACAAGGCUGGGUUGAGAAACGUCCAGUUUGACGACCCCGGCAUGGCGUACUUCUGCUCCAAGGAGUUCCGCCAGGGCUGGGAAGACGACAAGGACAACACCGGCACCGUCGAGGAUCUGCUGGAUGCCUACAUCCAGCUGUACAACGACUGCCUGAGCAAGAUCCCUGCCGACAUGCACACCGGUAUUCAUUUGUGCCGGGGCAACUUCAUCGGUGGUCGACACUUUGCGGAAGGAUCGUACGAUAUCAUUGCCAAGGAGCUGUUUGAGAACCUGAAUAUGAACACCUUCUACCUCGAGUACGACACGGAGCGGGCAGGUGGCUUCGAGCCGCUCAAGUUUCUGCCCAAGAACAAGAACGUCGUUGUUGGUGUCAUUAGCACCAAGCUUCGGGAGCUGGAGGACAAGGAAGCCAUGAAGGAGCGUAUCUACAAGGCCGCUGAUUUCGUGAGCGCCGGCAGUGGGGAGACGCGCGAGGAGGCACUGAACCGGAUCUGCAUCAGUCCUCAGUGCGGAUUCAGCACCCACGAAAGUGGAUAUCCUCUCAGCGUGGAAGAUGAGAAGAACAAGCUUGCUUUGACCCGGCAGAUUGCAGAUGAAAUCUGGGGACAACCCUAA